Drosophila serrata is the source of this 699-nucleotide messenger RNA. RefSeq lists its product as uncharacterized. NCBI's taxonomy places the organism in Eukaryota, Metazoa, Arthropoda, Insecta, Diptera, Drosophilidae. The record is from RefSeq and is a predicted model, not a curated record.
AUGAUAAUAGAACCGUUCCCACUGUUUUUGCUGCUGGCACUUUUUUGUGUUCCUGCUCAGGGCCAAAGGAUUUGGGGCCAAAAUGGUCCCCUCUACGAGUCUACAAAGAAGCUGAUAUCCACUGAGAGUCUCAGGGCCUCCGCUAUCUGGAACCGCACCCAGGAGACUAUCUACUACCGUUCUGAGCGACUACAACUGGCCCUGAACACACUCGACGAGCAGCAGCGACAGGCGAGUGCCCGCCUGGAGGAGUUCUUUGGCAAUCAGUACAGCGCCGAGUGGCGGGCGUGCUCCAAGAAGCAUGAGCUCCAGGUGGCCCACUUCAACCGGGAGCUGGUAGAUAAGUACAGCAUCUGCCGGAACUCCCUGGACAGCAUCAUGGAGCACUUCGAGCAGGAGGUCGUUCUCGAGGCCAACUUUUUGAGCAGGGCUUCGCAGGAGAUCGAAGGAGUCGCCAAGACCUGCAGGACUUGGCAGCUGAAGCAGUCCGGCCUCAAUCACGCCGGAGUCCUUCUAUGCACGGUGUCCGGGAUUGGGGCCAUCAGGCAGCGUCUGGCCAGAAGCCUGGAACUCUGCGAUGAUAUCCUUCUGGAAAUGUCGCUGGAGGAUCUGGACACGCCGAGUUGUCUCUUCUACCAUCACUUGAAAGUGGAGUUUGAUGAGGUCUUUGCUCAAAUCGAGACGUGUGCUGUGGUUUAG